CUGUGGCCGUAUCCCCCUUUGAGUCAUGUUGCUGUUUCUGACGGAGGCGGCGCGACGGACCAAACUCAACCGAAGUCACCGCUCCACCAACGGAAUCGUCUACCAGCGAUACCGUGUUUCUCCACGAUAUCACUCAUAACGGGGGAGAGACAACCUCUCCAAAUUGAACUCAUUUAUUCUCUCGGUCUCCCAUGAGAUAUAAAAUAUGGCCAAAUGGUGUGGAAUAAUGUAUAUAACUUUGAAAAGGCCAUCGUAGAACUGGAAACGCAUUGGGCCGGGGAAGACGGUUGUGAGGUCGGCUAGAGAGGUCGCUUUCCCCGGCAGGACCACCACCCGGCAGCGGUCAGGGAUGUUGACAACCAGCUACUGGUCUGUCGUUGGUUUUUUCGUUUUAUUGGUUUGGCUAGCGAUGGCAACUGGCAGCACACAGAAGUGGCAGCAGCAGACCAGGUCAUGAGGUAUAUUUGCAGUUAUAAUGGAGUAGCCUAUACUAGUUCCAGUGAAGCCGCGGUUUGCUCUGUCGAGCCCCGCACCGUCGAUGCGAUGCAGAGCGGGUAUCCAUGUAUAGGAUAGCGGGUAUCCAUGUAUAGGAUAGCGGUGGGUGGCUUGCUGGUUCCGGGUGACUGUGCGGCGAGUUGUAAUCUUGUAUUGCUUAACAGUGUCAGUCCAAUUUGUUUAGAAUGAGCGACCAUGCUGUGAAGGUUGAGCCUGACCAUACGACAGCAUCUAGUGGAGACAAGGACAAUGUUGUGGUUACUGAGGAGCUGGUGCUCGAUACCUCCCCGGCCGCCAGCCUCUCGCCUCCUGUGCCCUCUUGUGUCCCCUCCGCCGCCGGGGUACAAGGCUCAGCGACGCCCCUCGCAAGCAAGGACAAAGCUCGGAGUCGUAGCAAAAUGGGCAGAGAUGACAGGAGUACAGAGGGAAAAGUAAACACUGAUAUUGGCUAUGCGAUUUCAACCCAUGUUGGUAAGCACCUUAACCGGUUGCGAGGUGAGAAAGUGCUGCAAAUCAAGUGUGCUGGUAGAGUGAUGCAGGGAAAGCAGGAGACGAAUGGCAACUCGACCCACCAACGGCCUAGAGAUCGGCAUGAACCUGGAAACAAGCAUCAACGAAAGAAGAAGCCAGUGACGGUGGAUACAUCCAAAGCAAAAACAUCACUGGAGGCUCUGAAAAUGAGUAUCAAGCAACUUAAAUGGAAAGAGUUUCCCCUGGGCCGCCGGGCCGCCUGUGAUAUCUACUGGCAUGGGACGUCCUUCCACGACAACGACCACAUCGUGUCCGGACAGGUCAACAAGUUUCCAGGGAUGAUAGAGAUGCUGAAGAAGAUAAACCUGAGCAGGGCGCUGCGCACCAUGCACGAACUGUUUCCUGAGGAGUACAACUUCUACCCCCGCUCCUGGAUCCUCCCUGACGAGUACCAGCAGUUCUCUGCUCAGAUACGCGGGCUGAAGGACAGUGACGCGGCGGCCCACCGCACCUUCAUCGUGAAGCCGGACAGCGGCUCCCAGGGCGAGGGCAUCUACCUGAUCCGUGAGGCCAGCGAGGUGCGGCUGGCGGCGGGCUCCCAGGCCAGGCAGGCGGUGGUGCAGGAGUACGUCCAGAGGCCCCUGCUCAUCGACAAGCUCAAGUUCGACAUCCGGCUGUACGUGCUGGUGAAGGCCCUGGAGCCGCUACAGAUCUACAUCGCCAAGGAGGGCCUGACCCGCUUCUGCACCGAGCCCUACCAGGAGCCCAACCAGAAGAACCUGAGCCACGUGUUCAUGCACCUCACCAACUACUCUCUGAACGUGCAGAGCGACAACUUUGUUCACUCGGACAGCCAGAGCACGGGCAGCAAACGUACCUUCUCCAGCGUGCUCUACCGCCUGGCCUCCAAGGGCGUGGACAUCAAGAAGGUGUGGUCAGACGUCAUCUCGCUGGUCAUCAAGACGGUGAUCGCCCUGGUGCCGGAGCUCAAGGUCCACUACCAGGCAGACAUCCCGCCCGGCAAGCCCGGACCCACCUGCUUCCAGAUAUUGGGGUUUGACAUUCUGCUGACCAAGAACCUCAAGCCGGUUCUGCUGGAGGUCAACUCCAACCCCAGCAUGAGGAUAGAGCAUGAACAGGAGGUUGCCCCAGGGGUGUUUGAGUAUGUUUCCAGUCCGGUGGACGAAGACGUCAAAGUGUGUGUGAUCAGGGACACACUGAGGCUGAUGGACCCUGGCCUAAACAAACACGGCCACCCACCUCCAGCAGGGGGCGGUGGCGCGGCCCAACAGGGCACGGUCAUAACGACGAAGGCUGGCCCCCCGGACAAGGCCCCGGAGGAGGAGCCGGGGGACGGCCUGCCCACGCUGUGCCUGAAGCAGGUCUACCCCAAGUACACUAAGCAGUUCCAGUACCUGUGCCUGGUGGACCGCAUCGCCACGCUUUUCCUGCGCUUCCUGGGCAUCAAGGGCAACAUGCGGCUGGGCCCCACCGCCUUCCGCACCUUCAUCAGGUGCUGCAAACUGAGCAACUCCAACCUGCCCAUGGCGUCGGUGGACAUCCUUUACAUCGACAUCACGCGGCGCUGGGCCGCCUCCACGCAGGACUCCAGAGAAGCAGGUCAAACACCCACCCAGACACAUGGCAUGGGGCUGCAGGCGUUCGUGGAGGCCUUCUUCCAGCUGGCCGGGCGCAGGUCCAAGGCGGCCCUGCUGCGGGACCAGGUGGCGUCCCUGCUGGAGGUGUGCGAGGCCCACCUGGACGGCCCGCUGAGUGCGCUCCCCGUGGCGGCGGCGGUCUCCUUGGAGGACCGGCGCUCGCUGAGCCGCGGCCGGGCCAUGGCGCGCGAGGCCUCCAAGCUGUCCCCUUCGUCGUCCUCCUCCUCCUCCACCACCCAUCCCCCGCCGCUAUGCUCCCCUGCGGCCCCGCGCCGCGCCGUCAGCCACGACCAGCGGCUGCAAAGGUCCCGGCACGGCCCGCUCAGGACCAACCUGGAGAACUGAGGGGUCAGGCCUCCCCGGGCCCCGCCCUGAUACCCUCCUCCCGCCUCGCCCCUGAGAGAAGGGUCAGCGAAACAAACUCCAGCUGCUCCGGAGGAGCUCGUCCGUUGUGGCCAACGGGGCGGCCUGCUGUCUGGUUCCUGUAGCUGGCAGCCUUUUAGCUUCUGCAGAAAAAAUAAACAAAUCUCCCGAGGACUGUCAUGAGGUCCAACCUGAUGUGUUACUCACACUAGGGCCUGCAUCGGGCCUUAACGUUCGUAGACGUAUCUCACACCACGGCAGAGACGAUAAUCUGCACCUGUAGAGUCAACGGUCGCUUAUUCUAAUAUGCAACACGUCCAGCCCUCCUGCUGGAAACCCGCAGUCGAGUUGGAACUUGGCUUUUGAGGAUUUAGUGGUUAAGAAGUGUCUCUUGAAUGACAUGCCUGAUCCGAUCACCCUAAAGUCACCGUGGCUCUUUAUACGUUGACUUGAGAUGGAGGUUUUUACUGUUGAUUUUGGUAUCAUUGUACUCCACUUUUACCUUUGUUGUGUGUCCAAUGUUUGGUUGUGCGUGAGUCCUUGGUUGUCUCACGGGUCUGUUUGAAACACACCUAUGUGUUGUGAUGCCUCAGUACCCCCCCCAACCGAGGUGAACCCGUCCUCUGCAGACGAUAAUCUAAGUAUUGGAACCUGCUAAGGAUUUACAUAAACACGCGGCUCAAAUGGAGUUAUUAAUGCCAUCCGACAUCUACAAACCAUUGUGUCUGAAACUCAGGUUUCCGUCCACUUGUGUGGUUUUAACUUGAUUUAAAUUCUAAUGUUUCUCAUAGCAUUUACUAAUUCCUCCAGUGAUGGUGGAGGCUUAAUUGCAUAACAAAAUGCAUAUUUUUGAUAAAUGACCGAUUAAGACCUGACCACAGUAGCAUCAGAGUUUUAAAGAACAUCUUAUAAAUAUUCAUCAACCCAAAGUAUUAAUCAACUUGACACUAAACUUAUGUGACAUUAUGCUAAGCAACUCUAACAGUUAUGCCUUUUAAUUAAAAUACUUUUAAUUAAAGUAAACCAAAAGAAAAGCUUAACUCCAUGAAGGAAGGACCAGAGGCCUGUUUGAUGUUCUGACUCCGCUGGGACCCCACUCCCACGUCCUCCUCUCCAGGGACAACCAUCACUGUGGUGGUAAACUACUGUACACACACUGGUGUGCUCACCAAACACCCACAGGUCUGAACACUGAUGCCCUGUACACCGGUGAGGAUUUGCACAGUACCUUUUUUACUCUUUGCACAUAUAUGAAUGUAAGGGUGAAUGAGUAUAUUUGUAUGCGUGAGCGUAUGACAAUAUUUAUUUGUGGAGGCUUGUUGAAGGACUAUGAAGCCAGUGGCUCCACUGUCUAUAUAGCUCUGUGAGCCGUUUAGCUCAAAAUGAUUCAAUGGGAUAAUAAACAAUGA
Gadus chalcogrammus (walleye pollock) is the source of this 4396-nucleotide messenger RNA. It is a transcript of the gene ttll11, whose product is annotated as tubulin tyrosine ligase-like family, member 11. The record is from RefSeq and is a predicted model, not a curated record. The transcript has 10 exons. Gene Ontology annotation, cellular component: cilium. The coding region runs from base 681 to 2969 and encodes 762 amino acids. Gene Ontology annotation, biological process: protein polyglutamylation; microtubule cytoskeleton organization. Gene Ontology annotation, molecular function: tubulin binding; tubulin-glutamic acid ligase activity. NCBI's taxonomy places the organism in Eukaryota, Metazoa, Chordata, Actinopteri, Gadiformes, Gadidae.